Molecule: messenger RNA, 2055 nt
Organism: Aspergillus steynii IBT 23096
Lineage: Eukaryota; Fungi; Ascomycota; Eurotiomycetes; Eurotiales; Aspergillaceae
Exons: 2
Coding region: 1-2055 (684 amino acids)
Source: RefSeq, a predicted model, not a curated record
AUGUCAGCAUACGAGGGGUUCUGGAUCAACCGGGAUCAGCCCGCUAUCACCGGCUGUGUGCUCACACUAUCGUCGCUGAAAAGUGGGUUCCUGUUAACAUUUCUCGCCCUCUUCGUCAACGCAACCGGUCAGGCAUUCUGGAGAAUCCUCUGCUUCAUUCUGCAUCAACUGCGAUCCACGCCAGGCCCUCACGACGGCGUAUACAUACAGCAACAGGUCAUCCUGCGCAAUGCCGACCUGCCCUUAUCUGCAGUCUGGGACCUCGUCAUCGUCAUGUUCAGCUGGCGCGGCCGUGCUAGACGCUUAUACAGUCGCUCGAUGGCUCUCGUUACCAUCGCUACCGUCAACCUGGCCGUUUGGAAGGCAGCCGGAAUCUUCUCUGCCAAGCUGGCCAUGUCUUCCGACGCAGACAUCCUCCUUCAGAGCCCGCGAUGCGGUCUCCACGCUAUUAAAAUCGACCAAGCCAGACCUGAUCGUCAGCUGAUCAUCAAGCCGAUUCGACUGGCCAGGGAUUACGCGCAGCAAUGUUAUGAGGAUGUCCCUUCUGCUGAGUCGAUCUGCCGAACGUUUGUGUCUAAGAGCCUACCGUGGAAGUCCAGUCCGAAUGCAUCCUGCCCCUUCGCUCGGAAUCUCUGCAUUGGAGGCGAGUCGGCCGCGUUUGAGAUGGACACGGGAAUGCUGGACUCCCACGUCCAUCUGGGACUGAACGCGCCACCAAAGGACCGCAUCUUCUAUCGCAAAAAUGCCACCUGCGCACCGUUAGAUCUAACGAACUACACAGAGAUCCUGAACGGCAGCUACCCAGACCAUAAAACCAUCAACUUCUACCUGCAGGACCCGAGCAUCAGAACACCCACCGUAUCGUACAACAUCUCGCUUUACGGAACAGGCGAUUACUAUCUAACGACCGUCGGCCCUCCCUCCCCCCUCGCCAUCCCCGGCACCAACUUCACGACCCCCCGAACCUGGACCCUCCGUGACGCCCUCCGCCGCGACGACGCCGUCGUCAGCUUCCUCUUCCUGUUCCAAAACAGCGUCUACUACCCCUCCGCCGUCGACGACCCGUUCUUCUCCGCGCACUUCGCCUCCCAAAUCUCCCCAAACAUCACCUAUUACCAAUGGGACCACCCGAUCACCGUCCUGGGGUGUAUUGAACAGCACCAGAUCUGCAACCCCCAAUCCUCCCCAUCAAACCCAAACCCAUCCUCAAACUCCACACAGGAAAAAGGUUGCACCCCCCUAAACUCCCCCGACCUCAUUCCCUCCGCCCUAACAACACAAUCCACCCUCCUCUCCCUCUCAAAAAAGCAACACUACACCGCCAUCCUCACCCAAUCCUUCGCCAGCACCAUCUCGAUCCCAAACACCAUCUACGCCCUGGGCUCGUCGGCCCUCCGCGCCCAGGAAACCCUCUCCUCGGACCUCGGCAAUAUCGCCCUCCCGAGCACCCAAUGGCAUAUCGAAUCCGCGCACUUGUUCAACAUCACACUCGCUGCGUUUCAGUACGCGUUUGUGGAUUACGUGAGCCCUCCUGCGCCGUUUAGCCCGGAGGAUAAGGUACCGCCGGUGCCCGGGGACUUGUACGAUUUGACAUGCGGGAUCCAGAAGGUUCGGUCGAGCGGGGAGUUUGUUUCGUUCCGAGCGGUGGGGUUAGUAGUAGUGUUUGGGGUCGGGGGGUUAGUGAUUGCGGUGAAUUUCGUGCUGGAUGAUGUAGUCGGGUACGUGAGGGGUUGGUACGGGGGGAGGGUGCAGAGGUAUAAGAGGGCGAUGUGGGCGGUUGAUGGGAAGUUGCAGUUGUUGCGGUUGGCGUAUGAAGGGAAGCGGAAUGGGGGAGUGUGGGAGGGGGUCGGGGAUGCGGUGCCGGUGACGGGGUGGGGGGAGGUUUUUGAUGUGGAGGAGUUGAGCGGGGAUGUUGAUGUUGAUGGGGAUGUUCAUGUUCAUCGGGAUGUUGAUGAUGGGGGAGGUAGUAGGGAUGGAGGAGGAGGAGGAGGAGGAGGAGGAGCGCAGGAUCAGUACCUGUUAGGGAGUUGGGGGGAGACGCGGAGGGGUGUGUAG